GCCCGAAAGUAAUGUCGACUGAACAGAAAGUGAAAGGUAAAAGGUCUGAGCGUGCUCAACCCUAUGAUAAAGGACAUAGAAGGAAACAGCCAGGAAAUCAGUCCUCCAGUGCUGCCAAGAAAUAUGACGACUGUUCGCCGAUUGUCCAAGCAUUUUACACAUAUCAGGCUGACCUAGACAAGAAGCAUGAUCGUUACGAGAGGCUGGUAAAACUGAGCCGUGAUGUCACCAUCGAAAGCAAGAGAGUCAUCUUCCUGCUGCAAAGGGUGUCUGGAUCUGAAGAUGAAGAAGCUGAGAAUCUCCUGAAGCAAGCCCGAGAGAAGUUACAUGAGCUUCGUCAGUCUAAAUGUCGAUUAAUUGCUCGGGAACUGGCUGGAGAAGACCCCUACCAGUUUCUGCGAGCCUAUUCCCCAGGUAUUCAGGAAUACAUUGAGGCAGUGACCCUAUUACACUAUCUUCAGGAUGAAACUUUGGUUAGUCUGGCUGAAGUCUCCAAAGAUCUACAUUUUAAGCUGGAACCCGAUGACAACUGUGAUGACAGUGGAACUGCAGUUGAUGACCCAGAGAAGUCAGUCAGUGUGUUUGUAUCCCCAGUAGACUACAUGCUGGGUAUUGCUGAUCUCACUGGAGAGCUCAUGCGUAUUGCCAUAAACUGCAUUGGAUCAGGGGACAUAACUUCUCCUUUCAAAUUGUGUGUUUUUCUACGCACUGUCCACAGGGCUUUCAUGUCAUUUGAAAAUAGCUCCAGAGAGCUAUCCAGGAAGCUGACUGUUUUAAGACAGAGUCUGAAGAAGGUGGAGACAGCAUGUUAUACUCUCCAGGUGCGGGGAUCAGAGAUCCCGACCCACAUGUUGAUAGAUGUGCUGAAAACAGACCCUGGACCCUAUACAGCGGAUCAUGGCGAAAUGCUGGACAACUGAGAGGGUUCCAUCUUAUAUGAUGAAUUGAAUUGACAAUCUGAUUAAAAUGAAUUCAGAUGUAAAUUGCUGUGCUAUUAAAUAAACAUCCAAGACAAAAGAGCUUCUUCUCUCAUCGUAGCUGGUCUGGCCGCCGUUGUACAGGAGAAAUAUUCUUGAGUAUGAUGUGAAACAUCAUUCAAAUAAAUAAAUAAAUCCAAGGUGAAAGAAA
Liolophura sinensis is the source of this 1128-nucleotide messenger RNA. Its product is annotated as translin-associated protein X-like. Gene Ontology annotation, molecular function: sequence-specific DNA binding. NCBI's taxonomy places the organism in Eukaryota, Metazoa, Mollusca, Polyplacophora, Chitonida, Chitonidae. The transcript has 4 exons. The record is from RefSeq and is a predicted model, not a curated record. Bases 12 to 920 code for a protein of 302 amino acids.